Messenger RNA from Thlaspi arvense, 811 nucleotides. Lineage: Eukaryota; Viridiplantae; Streptophyta; Magnoliopsida; Brassicales; Brassicaceae. The record is from the annotation of a GenBank genome assembly.
UAAAGAGGAGUAAUAAAGGAGAAAAUUGCCAUUUUAUAAAGAUGCAUUUCGGACGGAUAUUUCUCAAAGUAACUGAGAUUGUGAAGAUCAUGGAGAGAGUGUGUUGCAUGUGCGGUGACGUCGGGUUUUCCGACAAGCUCUUCCGCUGCGGGCACUGCCGUAACCGUUUCCAACAUUCCAACUACUACAGCGAGUUUGCGGAGCCGACCGAGAUUUGCGAUUGGUGCCAGAGCGACGACAGGAAGCUGAGCAGCAUCGAUAAACCUGGUAGUUCUUCUUCUUCAAAGAAGGCUUCUUCCUCCGUACAUCACGAGAGCGAGUUCACAAACCGAUCGGAGUAUUCAUCCAAUGGCGGGAUAAAGCAUAACAACAACCGUCACGAUCAAGUGACCAAGACCGUCGCAGGAGGUGGAGUGCCGUCGCCUAGGACGGCCACACGAAGGUACAAGCUUCUCAAGGAUGUCAUGUGUUAAACGUAUAUCAAACGUAACAAACAUGGAAGAGAGGUAUUAGGAAACUUUUAUCAUAUACUGCUCCUUGGAGACAGUACUGUAUUUAAAUAAUACUAUAUAUAUAUAUAUAUUUAUGUAUAAUCUAGCCACCGUCGAAAUUUGAGAGAACACAACAAGAACAAAAAACGCAUUUUUAUUCAUCUUUUCCCCUUUUCUUUAUGUAGUAUAUAUAUAAAAUAUGUGUGUGUUUGGCGUGAGCUUGUAAUUUUUUAGUUAUCAGCAAAAGAUAAUUAAAUAAUUCUGUACGUUCCGUGAAAGUCUUUUUUUCUCUAAAAAGUAAAACCUUUCGUAAAAGUCUU